Esox lucius (northern pike) is the source of this 1401-nucleotide messenger RNA. RefSeq names its product UDP-GlcNAc:betaGal beta-1,3-N-acetylglucosaminyltransferase 7, like (gene b3gnt7l). Bases 30 to 1325 code for a protein of 431 amino acids. The transcript has a single exon. The record is from RefSeq and is a predicted model, not a curated record. Lineage: Eukaryota; Metazoa; Chordata; Actinopteri; Esociformes; Esocidae. Gene Ontology annotation, cellular component: membrane. Gene Ontology annotation, molecular function: hexosyltransferase activity.
AUAAUGAAAUAUCAUGACAGUAGGGGUACAUGUUCAGUGUAAGGAUUUAUCUAUAUUACACGUUUUGCGCCAGAGCUAUGGAUAUUUUUUUCAGGAAAAAGAGGAUAUUCAAAACUCUUCUGAGCUUGUCUCUGUUUUUGGCGUCUGUAUUGAUGAUUCAAAAGUUAAAGCUUGUGGAUAACAACAACAAGGAUGACACGGAGGUGAAAAACUUCGGAGACAACGGCUGGUGUGGAACUGAUUGUGAUUUACAUAAAGGAAAAAACAUAUUGAAAAGCAGUUUGGGAAACUAUUCCGCGCCUGUUCUUGGUGAUGAUUCGGAUGCGCCAAGGGUGACCGUAUCUAACGCCACGAUGGCUACUUGGGAUGUGCACGUUAUGAACUGCAGUGAAGAUUCAACUGUGAGAAAACAUGAUUGGUUUCGACGUUUGGAUCCAAGGUUCCACCAGUUCGUGUUGCACAGACAUUGUCGAUAUUUUCCAAUGUUGAUAAACCACCCAGAUAAGUGCGCGAGUGGAGACGUACACUUGCUCAUGGUGGUGAAGUCCGUUAUAGAACAACAUGAUAGGCGAGAGGCCGUGCGUAAUACUUGGGGUAGAGAACAGACAAUUGAUGGUAAGAGAAUUAAAACGUUGUUCCUUCUAGGAAGACCGGCAAAUGGAAAAGACACGAAAAAUCUUCAAAAGUUGAUUGAGUAUGAGGACAUGAUAUACGGAGACAUUCUACAAUGGGAUUUUAUGGACACAUUUUUUAACCUCACAUUGAAAGAAGUGAAUUUUCUUAAAUGGUUUGAUAUUCACUGUUCCAGUGCCACGUUUAUAUUCAAAGGGGAUGACGACGUUUUCGUGAAUACAAAAAACUUGCUGGAACUUAUUGGUUUCAAAACUGAUGACCGCGAAGUGCUCAACUUAUUCGUUGGGGACACCAUCUCCAAAGCUAUACCCAUCAGAAAUCGUCAAAGUAAAUACUACAUCCCCAAAGACCUGUUUGACAAACCGUACCCUCCUUAUGUUGGUGGUGGUGGGUUUUUAAUGUCCUCACAAUUAGCUCGGAGGCUGUUCGUGGUUUCAGAGGAUUUGGAGCUCUAUCCCAUUGAUGAUGUGUUUUUGGGAAUGUGCCUCCAGAAGCUGCACUUGGCUCCUGAGAUGCAUCCAGGUUUCCGGACAUUUGGCAUCAUGAAACGCAGAGUGAGCCCCAUGAACAGCGAACCGUGCUUUUUCAAAAACCUAAUCGUAGUACAUAAACUCAGUCCUCAGGACCUAAUCAAGAUGUGGAGUAUAGUGGAAAAUAAAGAGCUUGUUUGCGCCAAAAGGAGUGCCACAUAAUCGUCAAACUAAUACUCAGCGGGAGUCAAAGGUUAUGCACAAAAUGUAUUGUCAAAUGUUAUAUCUGGAUACUGGC